Molecule: messenger RNA, 1272 nt
Organism: Durotheca rogersii
Lineage: Eukaryota; Fungi; Ascomycota; Sordariomycetes; Xylariales; Xylariaceae
Product: DnaJ-domain-containing protein
Exons: 4
Coding region: 1-1272 (423 amino acids)
Biological process (GO): protein refolding; response to heat
Cellular component (GO): cytoplasm
Molecular function (GO): Hsp70 protein binding; ATP binding
Source: RefSeq, a predicted model, not a curated record
AUGGCAGCACCGGGCCCCGGUGCCGGUCACGACGAUGUCGACCUAUACGAGCUCCUUGGAGUCGACAAGAGCGCAAGCGCCGAUGACAUCAAGAAGGCAUACCGGAAGCUUGCCCUUCAACACCAUCCCGACAAGGUGCCUGAGGACCAGCGCGCCGAAUCCGAAAUCAAAUUCAAGUCUGUAAAGCACGCCUACGAGAUCCUCCGAGACGAAGAUCAGCGCGCCCGGUAUGAUAAAUUCGGGAUGGCAGCAUUCGACGCCUCGCGGGGAGGUAUGGGCGAGGAGGGAGAUAUCAACGACAUCUUGGCCCAAAUGUUCGGCAUGGGCAUGGGCCCUGGUGCCGGGCCGAGAAAGCCCCGGCGUGGCAGUGACCAGGAGUCCAAGUAUUCUGUCAGCUUGGAAGAUCUUUACAAGGGCAAGGCCGUGAAGUUCGCUGCGAAUAAGAAGGUGGUCUGCGCGACUUGCAAAGGCUCCGGCGCAAAGGAUAAGGUCAAGCCGCAACAAUGCGAUCGCUGCAAGGGCAACGGUGUCGUUGAAGCCUACAGACAGGUCGGACCCGGACUCGUCACGCGCGAAGCCGCCGUGUGCGAUCGCUGCCAGGGGUCUGGUAACCACUACAAGGAGAAAGACCGGUGUAAGAAAUGUAAGGGCAAGCGAACCGUCCCGGAGACGAAGCCGCUGGAGAUCUACAUACCCCGCGGCUCGCGGCAGGGGGAGCGGAUCGUGUUGGAAGGCGAAGCCGAUCAGGACCCCGACCAGACUCCGGGUAAUCUCGUGUUCGUACUAGAUGAGGAGCCCCACGAGGUGUUCAACCGCAUCGGAAACGACCUCUCUGCCGAUUUGGAUAUCACCCUCGCUGAAGCCCUGUGCGGCUUCUCUCGUGUGGUACUCAAGCAUUUGGACGGUCGGGGCAUCCACAUCAACCAUCCACAGGGCAAGGUCCUAAAUCCCGGACAGGUGCUCAAGGUGGAGGGCGAGGGCAUGCCGUUGAAGAAAGGAGAGGCGAAGGGGGACCUGUACCUCAUCGUCAAGAUUGAAUUCCCCCCCAACGGCUGGCUGAAGGACGACGCCGCCUACGAAUCCCUCCAGAAGCUCUUGCCGGGGCCGCCGCCGGAGAUCAAGGUCGAGGAGAUUGAUGAUGUAGCCUACGACGCCGGCGCCGAUAUUGACGAGAUGGGCGCGCACUCGGGAGAUCCGCGGUACGGAGAUGGAUGGGAAGACGAAGAUGACGAGGACGGGGCCGGUGGACAGCCUCAGUGUGCACAGCAGUAA